AUGACUACAGAAGUCAGUUCACACCAUUAUGACGAUCACCACCAGCAGCAGGUCGCUGCUACUGCUGCUGAAAAUAUUCAAAAUUCUCAACAGGAUGAUACACUCAGAAACCAACUAAACCAAUUAUUCGACCAAUUCGAGAAUAAGGUCACAUCAAAAAAUCUAUUUCGCAUGAUUGUUGAAUUUGAGCAAACACAACCGGACUGUAUUCUAUUGACGGAGGGCCGAGACUUAUUUCAAGCGUGGUGUGAACAUAAUCCUGAGAUUGAUGUGAAUGUUGAUGAAGUUCUGUUGUUGAUCUCUAAUCUGAAAGACACCAAAAAAAGUAAUAAUGUCGAGAACAGUAACAACAGUUCUACGAAACGACCAAAUACUAUAAGCAGGUCAAAGUUUGGAAGUGUGAGAAGUAAUUAUAAUAUUAAUUAUAGGAGAGGGAUACAUCAGGGUGGUGGUGGCGGAUUCGAGUCUUCGAGAGGACCUUCACCGUUGGAUCAUGACAUUAAUCGCGACGAGAAUGCAGAAACGAUGUUAUCAUCUACGGGAAUGACACCUUUUCAGCCAAGGUCAACUUCUCACGCCUUUGAAAAGCCACCUAAUUACGCGGAAUCUACUUCACCGAUAUUUGAGAUCGAGGGGACCGGUGAAAUUGAUUUACACGCAGUUCAAGACCCCACAAUGGAACUAGGUCGUCUAUACCGUCACACGGUGGAACUCGCCAAGAAACUCAAAGAAUCCGAGAAAAAUCUCGCAACUGUUGCACGACAACAUGAGGACCGAAUCGAAGAGCUGCAACAGAAAUUGGAACAAACCAAACAGGAUUUGAUACAUAAAAAACGGGAAAUUCAGGAUCACAAGAGCAAAGAGAAGACGAAUUUGCAUCAGAUUUCGGCGCUCGAAAAUGAGAUGCAAAAAGUCAGCAGAAACUUAACGGGUCAAAGACAAAUGUACAAUAGUCUAAAAAAAGCAUACGAAGAACAGUCCACGGAGGCAGAAAGACUACGAGAGGAAGCUGAGCGACUGCGAGAUUCUGUGCGAAAAAGAGAAGCUCAGUUAAAAAAUACCGAAGCGAAUCUGACUAAUUUCACAAACGAACAAGUGAAGUGGUCAGAAGAACGCCAAGGAUUAGAAGCAGCGCUAAAAAAACUAAAUCAGGAUGUCGCGAAAUCAGCCCAAAUCGCUGCCGAUCUAGAACAACAAAAAGAAGAGAAUCGAAAUUUGAAAGAGACUCUUGAAAAGUUAAAGCUUGACUUGGAGUUAAAGAUUGAUUUGGCAAUGGAACUAUCGCGAAGUAAGCAGAAAGAGGAGGAAGCAGCAGGCUCUGACUCUAAUUAUGAAGAAGCUGAUGUUCGCGGUGAACGAGGUGAACGUCGAAGUAGCAAGUCGCACCGACGUCGAACAACCGAUCAAUCAUCAAAUGGUGGCAGUGACAUUAUAACAAACGAAGCCGUCAUCAGUGGGGGAACACUCUCACGAACAAACUCAACGAACUCAUUAUCAACACCGUCAACACUAUCAUCAACAACACAUGACCUGGAAAGACAUCGAUCCUUGUCGACGAUGGAUCAACAAUCACCGCACCAAGAACACACUACACGAAAAUCAAAUCGAUCUUCGUCUCGUCGUCAAUUAUCGGAUAAUCAACGUAUCGUUAACCAUUACCAGGAUCUCUCGUCGGAACUUGGUUCUCAAUUUUCGAUGAUUGAGAAUUUACAUCUGAUUCGAAAUCAGCAGCUGGCGCAAUCUCAGAGUGCUGAUUCAACGAGAAAUUCGUCGAGGUUGACAAGAAAAUCGACACGUCCUCGCAAACGAGGAGUAGUGACACCAGUCUCAGAAACAGAGCCUACAAUAAACUCCGACACACCAACCACAACCCCAACAAUUCCCACAACAAAAACACUAGUCACACGCAACCAAAACAUGGCCGUCUCAUCACAGGUGAACAGCACCGUCACAUUCGCACUAUACACACUAGUGGUCUACCUGUUCGGGAUAAUCACGUCUGUGUUUGUGCUUGAUGGUAGUCAAGGUACCAAUGCGGGAUAUUCAGAUUGGAUAGGAUUUGAUUCUGUGCGUGAGGACAGUGUAAUGGCGCGUUCAAUUCAAAUUAUUUUGUAUUGGUUUGAGACUCUGUUGAAUGAUGGGAACAAUAUGGUGCCUACAUAA
Molecule: messenger RNA, 2163 nt
Organism: Ambispora gerdemannii
Lineage: Eukaryota; Fungi; Glomeromycota; Glomeromycetes; Archaeosporales; Ambisporaceae
Source: the annotation of a GenBank genome assembly